This is a messenger RNA of Parascedosporium putredinis, 1251 nucleotides long. The record is from the annotation of a GenBank genome assembly. Lineage: Eukaryota; Fungi; Ascomycota; Sordariomycetes; Microascales; Microascaceae.
AUGAUGGGUCUCCACAGGUCGAGUCCGCCGAACCACACCUGCGUAGAGAAGCCCAUCUCGCAGAGGCCCGCGGUAUCACACCCACAAUCACGAAACCCCCGACGCCGCCCCUCUGAAUCAUCGAGGGAUACCGAAGUCGCCGAUGCCCCUGCAGAUAAGGGCAAACCUAAUACAUCCGAAAUUUUCAAGGCGAGGGACAGAUUCGACGGAAAGAAGCGCAAAUGGCAGGCCGUCAGAUUCCUUGGCCAGGGAACCUUCAGCAGGGUCAUCCUCGCUACAAGCCAGAUAGGCGCUGAAAAUAACAACAGUUCUACCAGAAAGUCUGGCGCUCCUACUCCGACAAUGGACCCUGAUCGCAAGACCCUCGUUGCUGUCAAAGUGUGCGAGCACGGUCCUCGAGGAGGUGCAAGCGAGGAUCGAAUCGAGAUGAGCUUGAAGCGUGAGCUCGAGAUCAUGAAGUGCAUUAGGCACCCUUCCCUCGUUCACCUCAAGGCCUGGAGCAUCGAGCCUACGCGUGCUCUCCUCGUUCUUAGCUAUUGCCCAGGCGGUGACUUGUUCGACGUGGCCACCAGUCAUCGCGAGUUGCUCGGGCCCUCUCUUUUGAGGAGGAUGUUUGCCGAGCUGAUUGGGGCGGUCCAGUAUCUGCACAACCAGCUCAUCGUCCACAGAGACAUCAAGCUUGAGAACGUCCUUGUCAACAUGCCCGCCUCGGAACUCGCCGACCCCACCAUUGAUUGGGUCAAGUAUCCCCAUUCCGUCAUAACUUUGACCGACUUGGGUCUCUCAAGGCGGAUCGCAGAAGACGAGAGGCUGGAGACGCGAUGUGGAUCCGAUGACUAUGCCGCCCCCGAGGUCAUCAUGGGCCAACCCUACGACGGCCGGGCUACCGACGCGUGGUCCUUGGGCGUCCUUUUAUACGCCUUACUUGAGGCACGACUACCCUUUGAUCCCGCGCCCAACAUGGGUGACGCGCACCGCAUGCGCAGUCGAACAAGCCACCGGAUCGCGCGUGUGGAGUGGCGGUGGGCCGAGUAUGGUGGAGGUGAGGAUGGUGACCACGAAGCCGACAUUGAAAAGUUCCGGAAAAGAGAUCUCGUCGGUGCGAUGGAAAUUACCGAAGGUCUCCUGAAGCGUGCGCGUAGCCGAUGGACCAUCGACAAACUAGCCAGCUCGCCUUGGGUAGCGGGAGGCAUCGACCUUGCUAACGGCGUCACAUUCAGAGAAGAGGAAAAGGCGGAAGAGGUUGCCUAA